This is a messenger RNA of Talaromyces atroroseus, 2034 nucleotides long. RefSeq lists its product as hypothetical. The transcript has a single exon. Lineage: Eukaryota; Fungi; Ascomycota; Eurotiomycetes; Eurotiales; Trichocomaceae. Gene Ontology annotation, molecular function: transcription cis-regulatory region binding; protein binding. Gene Ontology annotation, cellular component: Set1C/COMPASS complex. Bases 1 to 2034 code for a protein of 677 amino acids. The record is from RefSeq and is a predicted model, not a curated record.
AUGGCUUCUGCUCAAAAUGCGGCUAACACCUCAGCGGCCUCCUCUGGCAUCAAUUCGCCUAUCCCAGCUGCUCCAGCCGCAAACCCCAGCGAUUCACAAGCAGCUAAAACGUCACCCGCACCCAGUGCUCCAACGACCACAGGCGAACAGCGCUCCAAACGAGCCAAAAAAGACAGUCGCAAAAAGCGCGAGGCGAAGGGGAUCCUAGACACAGAUAGCGUUGCCCCGCCAAGGAAGAAGGCAGCAUUAGCAGCAGCCUCGGGGCGCCCGUCUACUUUACUGUCUAUGCUCAGACCAGCGCUUCUCGCAGAACCCCGAACGUCCGAUUUAUACCCACCGCAGCCGAGACAGGUGAAUUUCUUGUACCGGAAAACGUCGAAUGUGUUGAAUCAAAGCUGGGAUUUCUACGAGGUCGUCGACAAACUUACCAAUAAGAACGGGUUUCGUUAUAGCUAUGCGAUUUCCGAUCCCAAUUUCACGAAUGUGAAGUAUCGACAGACAGAUAUUGCUCCUUAUCAUGCUCGAUUCAGCUUUGAGGAUUCGCCAGCAGCAAUUGCGUUUACCAAAGACGGUCUUGCGGUGACUACAGGUGAUGCCUGGCACUCUGCAAGGGCAAAUGUUUGCGCGCGAGAGGGGUCGUACUACUACGAGGCAAAGGUAAUUAGUGGUAUUGUCAGAGACCCGCCAUCCAAUGCCAGCGACGCCAAUUUCUCUGCUCACUCCCCUUCAAGAGGCCAUGUCCGGCUCGGAUUUGCGCGACGUGAGGCAGAGCUAGACGUCAACGUUGGAGUUGACUGUUAUGGAUAUGGCAUAAGAGACGUAAACGGGGAGGUAAUAAACCGCAUGCGCUGCGAACACUUCUUCGACAAAGGCGAGAAUAUUGCCGAGGGAGACGUUAUCGGGAUGCUCAUCACACUGCCUCCGCUAUCUCUUCACAAAAAGGUUGUUGAAGGAACAUAUGAUCCUUCCGCUGAGAAGACCGGUGCACCUCAACCUCCUACAGUGACAAACUUCAUUCGGGACCGAGUGCCUUUCCACCUAAAAUCCGAUUUCUGUUGGCAACAGUCCAACAUCUACCCAUCAAAACAACUCCGCGAUUACGCGUUCAACCUGAAGGAAACACCUACAUUCGGUCCGCCGUCUCCAUUCAACAGCGAAGACUCCUCUCUUCGUACCUUGCCCGGUUCGAGCAUUACCAUAUUCAAGAAUGGGGUGAAAAUGGGAACACCUUUCAAAGAAUUGUUUGCCUUCUUGCCGCCUGCAAGUCGUCUUACAAAUGGGACGAAUAAUUUGGGUAUUGGCGAACGAGAAAACGCAGACGAUGGCAUGAUUGGAUAUUUCCCAACGGUUAGCUGCUAUGGUGGAGGUGCUGUUGAGUGCAGAUUUGAGCCUCCAUGGUGGUUUGGCCCGCCACCAUUCGUUUCUGUUGGCGACGACAGCAAGGGUGACGAUAAAACAGAUAAGGUCAAGGGAGAAGACGAAGAAGAAAGUCAAUCGGCUGCGCGUGUUGCUGUGAAACCGUUCGGCGAGCGUUUCAACGAUCAAAUUGUGGAGGAUAUUGUGGCCGACAUAGUGGAUGAAAUCGAAGCAAUGUUUCUCUGGGGUGGUGAGAAUACGGAUACUGCUGGUGGUAGUAGCAACAGCAGGACUGCCACCACUGCUACAACCAGCAAUAAGCAAACUGCGAAGAACCCUCGUCUUCCUAAUAAUGCUGCUGCUGCACCGCCAACGGUAAUCAGUACUGAAUUUGGCAACGGAUCCUCGUCCGCUGUCGUGGCUGCGACUGGUGGCAAUGCUGAUGUUGUUCAACAGGGGGUUGGAGCUGUAUAUCAAGCAGCCAUGUUGGCGACUGGUGUGACGCCGACAAUUACCGUGAAUGGUAAUUCUGCUAUGGAGGCAUCGACAACACCACAAAUGGAGGUCGACGAUAAUAAUGAGAAUAAUAAUAACGCCAAUCCUAUAAAUAAUGAACCUGUGACUGGCACUGGAGAAGGGAAACAACAAGACGAAGACGUUGAGAUGACUAUUUCAUAG